GUUUUGAAUGCCAUUGGUACAAUCUAUGAGCAUCAUGGCGCUGAGGGCAGUUGGAAAAUGCUGUCGGUCCUUACUAAAUCAGUAUUCUAAAGGAAUCUUAUUAAAUGUUUCCCAACCAGGAUGGAUCGAAAGCAGCAGAGGAGCAAAAAGGCAUCUUUUGUCAGAAGAUGUUAUCAGGAUGAAAGACUUUCGGGAAAAGAAGCUAGCUCUAUCUUUCCUUGGCAGGGGACCAAAAGAACAACAUGUCAAGAAAUUAAUCGAGAAGCUGCAAAAACAUGAGUUGAUCCUACAACAGGAGCUGAAGUCUUUUCUUUAUCUAUGCGAUUCUGUUGAAGACAUGGUGAUAGCCAGAGAUGCAAUAUAUCGGUAUCAUACCGAGAAUAGUAACGUGGCUUUUGGGAGUUUUAGGUUUGGUCCCCUCUUUUUGAGACUGUGCUAUGAGCUGGGUUUGGAUGACAUGGCUGCUGAAACAAUUACUGAUAAGAAAAUGGAAGGAUUUUUCAAUGAUCGGACAUCUUACCACAUUACCACAGACAUGUUGUUUUCCAGAGGUUCUUAUGAAAGUGCACUUGGCGUAAUAAAAACCAUGAGGGACCGGAGGGUUGGAUUCACCGGAGACACAUAUACAUUAGCAAGUGGUACCUGCUACAAACUGAACACAGACGAGUCCUUCAGAAUAUGCACUUCUCUACUGGAGGAAGCAAAGAACAAAGGAAUCUUCAUCACCAGAGUGGCUUACUGCUUUGCAGUCAUGUUAGCACUUCGGCAGAAUGAAACCAAACAAGCACAAGCGCUGUAUUCACAAAUUAGGAUGACAGACAACUCUUUAUGUCAAAAUGUAAAGGUUGCACUACUAGCUAUGUCCGGAGCAGUGACAGAGGCAAUGUCCAUCCUGUCUGCUGCCUUGUCAUUCGAAGACUAUUCGUUUUUAAAGAAGCCUGAAUUUUCACGUGAAGUGUUGGAUUUGCUGUCCACCUGCAGUUACAGAGGACCCCACAUGGUGGAAGUGCAGGAGUUAGUGCAUCAUCUCCAACAGGCAGGUCUGGUUACUCAGCAGACCCUCGAGGACAUGCUGUGCCAAACACCGUCAACAAAAAGAAAUCUAGACCAGAUCAUUCAAGACAGAAGACUGAGCAGAAGGACUAUGAGGCCACUCAACUCUAUGUUGUUGUCAGAAUGAGCAAACCAUAUUUUGUUGUUGAAGGCGGUCACAUACUGAAAACAGGACUAUAUUGUCUGCCAUUCACAUGUCACACAUCUACGUCGCUGCAGUCUUUGUUU
Molecule: messenger RNA, 1281 nt
Organism: Cynoglossus semilaevis (tongue sole)
Lineage: Eukaryota; Metazoa; Chordata; Actinopteri; Pleuronectiformes; Cynoglossidae
Gene: ptcd2
Product: pentatricopeptide repeat domain 2
Exons: 10
Coding region: 8-1180 (390 amino acids)
Biological process (GO): multicellular organism development; mitochondrion organization; regulation of mRNA processing
Cellular component (GO): mitochondrion
Molecular function (GO): RNA binding; protein binding
Source: RefSeq, a predicted model, not a curated record